Penicillium odoratum is the source of this 2235-nucleotide messenger RNA. RefSeq names its product heavy metal translocating P-type ATPase. The record is from RefSeq and is a predicted model, not a curated record. Gene Ontology annotation, biological process: copper ion homeostasis; monoatomic cation transport. Gene Ontology annotation, cellular component: membrane. Gene Ontology annotation, molecular function: P-type divalent copper transporter activity; ATP binding; copper ion binding. NCBI's taxonomy places the organism in Eukaryota, Fungi, Ascomycota, Eurotiomycetes, Eurotiales, Aspergillaceae. The coding region runs from base 1 to 2235 and encodes 744 amino acids. The transcript is spliced from 4 exons.
AUGGCAGCUUGUUGUCUCUUUGGUGCCUUCAUUGUGAGCAUUUUCCUACAAAAAUGCAACCAAAUCACAUCCGACGCCUCCAUUGACUCCCUCCUGAACAUUGUCCCCAAGGAGGAAAUCGGGAACGACAGAACCCUUUCAUUAGCAGUCGAGGGGAUCUCAUGCAUUAACUGCACAGAUAAAAUUGAAAAAAAGAUUCUUAGCAUUGAUGGUGUUCGAAUCGCCCGCCUAGAGCCCCUGAGUGGCCGAGCAGUCGUCGUCUACAAUUCCCAGAUCAUCCAACCAAUAUCUAUCACCAAUACUGUUCAAAAACUAGGAUUUCCCUGUCGCACUAGCAACUCAACAGCUCAAGCUAGGUGGAAAUGGGGUCUGGCGUUUACAUGGAGCUUGUUUCUGAUUUUGCCGAUUUGCCUCUUGCAUUUCAAUCUUGAUUUCCUGAUCGAUGCGAGGACUCGGCAUCUGUAUAGAAUCAUUCUGGCUGGUAUCGUGCAGACGGUUUUUGGAUGGCCAUUUUACCGCCAGUGCAUUUUUUCGUUGCGCAAUGGUUGGCGUCAAUCUAUGGAUUCUCUUAUCGUCUAUUCUACCACCGUCUCUUACUUGACCGACCUCUUCUUUUAUAGCCGUGGACUACCAGCCAAUCACGCCACCACGGCUGCUAUGCUUAUCUCUGUCAUGUCUCUUAAUAGGCAUUUGGAAUCACGCUUUCGUCGCUCGGCUACCGCAGCUCUGGUUGCUGUUGCCCAGCUUCUGCCUACCCACGCGCACUCUUUCACCCUGGGAAGACAGGUACUGGCACGGAUGCUUAAAUCCGGCGACCGAGUUUUAGUAAAGCCAGGAGAGCGAUUUCCCUGUGAUGGCACUCUGAUAGCCCACCCGGUAUGUCCCUGCAGUGUUCCACUGCUAGUAGACGAAAGCCUCCAUACCGGAGAGUCACAUCGCAUUGAGAAGCGGUUGGGAGAUAUCUGCAUCGCUGGCACAACUAAUGAAAGUCAUGAGACUGUGCUCCUUGAAGUCUUACCCGGCGCAGGGCGCAGCCGCAUCGGUGAAAUUGUUGAUGCAAUCCUCCAUGCCCAGCGAAGAAGUUCCCAAUUCCAGGCCUCUACCGAACGACUUGGACAGGCUAUCACUCCUGCUGCGAUCAUUCUUUCCGCUGUCGCCUUCUUCUACUGGCUCUCUGAUGGACUGGAGAAAGCCUUGGGCUUUAUGACCGCUUCGUUGGCUGUGGCUUGUCCUUGUGCUACGGGCUUAGGUGUACCGGCCGCCGUGAUGGUCGCCAGUGGUUACAGCGUUACAAAGGGUGUAGUCUUCAAGGGGGGCGCGUCGGCCAUACAAACCAUGGCGGCGUUGACAACCGUCGUUUUCGACAAGACUGGCACUCUCACCUCAAAUGAGAUGGUAAUUAGUGGAAAUCAAAUCCGUGGCUCUUUCUCUGCAGAUAAGUGGUGGACUCUUGUCGCCGCCGCGGAGAAAAAAGCAUCAUCCCACUGGGUAAGAACAUUAGUGAUGGAGCAUGUGGCGACCAAUUUUCCAGACCUUCGACCAGGCGAUCUGGGAGUGGAAAUUUUGACCGAAACCCUAGGACAGGGGGUCCAAGCCAAGGUAGGCUUUUUGAAGGUUUGUGUUGGAAAUGCUACGAUGCUGGACAAUGCCGGUGUGCAGGGUAGAGACGGCAUGCUCGAAGAUCUAGCUCAACUUUGUCCCUCGGAUAUGUGUGUUUUUGUUGCGAUAGACGGCCGCUAUGCUGGUUAUAUGACUGCUCAAAAUCCUAUGCGGCCCGAAUUACGUCGUGCAGUCCAGGGCCUCCAGUCAUUGGGCGUUGAAUGCUAUUUAAUGACUGGUGAUAGAGAGGCGAUUGCUCUUGAUAUUGCAGAAAGAGUUGGCAUUCAAAACAUUUGGCACGAGCUAAGUCCAGUAGACAAAGCUCAUCACAUUUCUCAACUCCGAGAAUCGAAGAAAGUUGUUGCAAUGGUUGGGGAUGGAAUCAAUGACGCAGCAGCAUUAAGCACCGCCAACCUUGGCAUCUGUCCUCAAAGCGGUACAUCUGUUGCUCUGGCAUCAUCAGAUGUUGUUCUUCUCAAAUCUUCCCUGUUGGAUAUUGUGAACGCAAUUCAUAUCGCGAAGUACACGACAAAUACGAUCAAUGCAAACCUUAUCUGGGCCUACGUUUUUAACGCUAUUAUGAUGCCACUGGCCAUGGGUCUGUGGUCGCCGUGGAGACUGAACAUUUCACCAUGA